AUUUUUGUUAUUGAAAUAUACUUGAAAGUCAAAUUACGCACAGAUAUACAUAUGUAUAUCUUCAUAUAGAUAAUAAUUUUAGGCUGGGUUAUCUAUAAACCACAAACUUAAUUUCCUUUUAAUUUCAACCGUUCUGACCGCCACUUGCAAGGACUAUUUAACUAUUAAUUUAUUGUUUGAAUUUAAUCCCUAACAAUUAACAAUGUUCAGAAGACAGCCCAUGAGUGAAUUUGAAGAAUCAAAAAGCGCCGAAUUAUGUCUCUCACUAUACAGAGACUCCCUAAAAUCAAAAGAUAUGGACCAUGAUGGGACUCAUUUUGAUGGUCAAUAUCCUCACGUCUUCGUAAUACUAGGGGCCUCCGGAGAUUUAGCAAAAAAGAAAAUCUAUCCUACAUUAUGGUGGUUGUAUAGAGACAAUGUCCUACCAGUUAAUACAAUAUUUUAUGGUUAUGCCAGAAGUAAAAUUACUCUGAGUGAAGUCAGACAAAAAUGUUCACCAUGGAUGGAUGUGAAACCUGCAGAAAAAGAAAAGUAUGAAGAAUUUUGGAAACUUAAUCAUUACAUGUCUGGACAGUAUACAUCCAGGACUGAUUUUGAACUAUUGAACAAGGAGAUAGAAAAAUUUGAAAAGGGACCAGUUGCGAAUAGAUUGUUCUAUUUGGCUUUACCACCCACAGUGUAUGAAGAUGUGACAGUGCAUAUAAAAAACAACUGUAUGGGGCAAAAAGGAUGGACACGUAUUAUCAUUGAGAAACCAUUCGGGCGCGAUCUUGAAACAUCUAAUAAGCUUUCCUCACAUUUGAGCCAACUAUUCACAGAACAACAAUUAUACAGAAUAGACCACUAUUUGGGCAAAGAGAUGGUACAAAAUUUAAUGACACUCCGAUUUGGUAACAGAAUCUUUAACCCCACAUGGAACAGUGACCACAUAGCUUCCAUCCAAAUAAACUGUAAGGAACCCUUCGGAACUCAAGGCAGAGGAGGGUAUUUUGACGAAUUCGGCAUUAUUAGGGAUGUAAUGCAGAAUCAUAUUUUACAAAUUCUAGCGCUCGUCGCUAUGGAAAAACCAGCUUCAGUUCAACCAGACGAUAUCAGAAAUGAAAAGGUUAAGGUAUUAAAGAGUAUAGCUCCAAUAAAGCUUAAAGAUGUUGUAUUGGGUCAGUACGUUGGAAAUCCUGAUGGAGAAGGUGAUUCGAAAUUAGGAUACUUAGAUGAUCCGAGUGUUCCUAAAGAUUCUGUUACACCGACAUAUGCCUUAGCCGUUGUCCAUAUCAAUAAUGAGAGGUGGGAUGGUGUACCUUUCAUACUGAAAUGUGGAAAAGCCUUGAAUGAAAGAAAGGCUGAAGUAAGAAUACAAUUUAAGAAUGUACCUGGUGAUAUAUUUGAUGGAAAACCCAAGAGAAAUGAACUAGUUAUUCGGGUUCAACCUGGAGAAGCCCUGUAUGUAAAGCUUAUGGUAAAAACCCCUGGUAUGGCUUUUGAUAUGGAAGAAACCGAACUAGAUCUUACAUAUAGUAAUAGAUAUGCUAAUGUAAAGCUUCCGGAAGCAUAUGAACGAUUAAUAUUAGACGUAUUUUGCGGUUCCCAAAUGCACUUUGUUCGUGCUGAUGAAUUGACGGAAGCCUGGAGAAUAUUUACCCCUCUAUUACAUUAUAUCGAAAAAGAAAGAGUGAAACCUGUUCCAUACGUAUAUGGUAGCAGGGGACCAAAAGAAGCCGAUGAACUAUUGUAUAACAAUAACUUCAAGUAUACUGGGUCAUACAAAUGGAAGCCAAAAAUGUAAAUUUACCGAAAAUUUUAUCUAAAGACAAUAAUAUAUAUGAUGUAAAAACAAUUUUUAAUUUUUCAAUUUUUUUAACUAUUUUAUAUGGAUUCAUUGUUAUUUUUUAAGCAAAUUGUUAGCAAUAAAAUGAUUUUAAAUCAUA
Diabrotica balteata is the source of this 1925-nucleotide messenger RNA. Lineage: Eukaryota; Metazoa; Arthropoda; Insecta; Coleoptera; Chrysomelidae. The record is from the annotation of a GenBank genome assembly.